AUGCCAUUUAUACCACCAGUGUCGAUUACGCGCUCUGUGUCAGGACUGACAGGGAAGGAGAGGUCUAUCAGCAGCACUGUGCUGGCAACUACUGUGACGAAAACUAAAGUUCCAAGAGAAGACAAAGGCAGCUCAGUGAAAGAGCGACUGACUUUAAACCUGAAGCAGCUUGGGAAGAAGAGUCAACCCAGGAGUCAUCUACCCACGAAUAAAGGACUGUCAGGAGCAGAGGUGCUUACAAAGAGAAGGGACCGCUUGUUGCCCUCAUCAGAAACCGACAGCUACCCCGCCUCCAGCUCAGGGGAAUCUCUGUGCAAGAUGCAGCAGCACAAACAUGUGAGCUCCAUCAAGACCGAACAGGAGCUGAAGACGAGGAGCAGGGAUCGAGAGGAGUCCCAUUUCAACCUGACCCUCACACCUGAAGCUGUGCUGCUGCUGCAGCGAAGGAACAGUGAGAGGUAUCAAUGCUCAGCCGCCAGAAAUGCAGGAAGUGGAGGCAUCGCUACAGGAAGUGCAACAGAUUCCCGACGCAGGAGGGAGAACAUUUCGAGAAGGCAUCAACCAGCAACACCAAGAAAUGGCCCGAUAAAUAGCAGAAUGGCUGCUAAAAACAUUGUUGAUGCUGAACUCGGAGACAUCGGCUCAUUUUUGAAAAUCUCAUUGUUGAAUGACCAACAUAAAUACGAUGAUGUGGAAUAUGAGGAAGAGGACUGCGCUGUAGAUGAACGUGUGGUGCUGAAAUGUACAGCGUGGCUCCGUGGGCUUGAAAACACUCCAGUUACAAUUGGAAAGAGCCUGAAUAAGAGUGGAAGCAGUGUAAAAAGAUUCUGA
This is a messenger RNA of Acanthochromis polyacanthus (spiny chromis), 831 nucleotides long. RefSeq lists its product as uncharacterized. The coding region runs from base 1 to 831 and encodes 276 amino acids. The transcript has a single exon. Lineage: Eukaryota; Metazoa; Chordata; Actinopteri; Pomacentridae. The record is from RefSeq and is a predicted model, not a curated record.